Sphaeroforma arctica JP610 is the source of this 2423-nucleotide messenger RNA. RefSeq lists its product as hypothetical. The record is from RefSeq and is a predicted model, not a curated record. The transcript has 13 exons. Bases 1 to 2193 code for a protein of 730 amino acids. Lineage: Eukaryota; Ichthyosporea; Ichthyophonida.
AUGAAACAUGAUCAGAAAAAGGAACCUGCACGUAUCCAAAAAGUGAAGCCGAAUUUCACUUUAAGUUUGGAUAAGCCUGUGUAUUUUGACCACGAUGUUGUACAGAUUUCGAUCGACAUCGAUUCGCAAAGAGACUGUCCGUUGUACUACCCGGACAUGAAGUUGCUAAUUGCAAAUGUAUUCCAAGAGAAGACAAAGGACAAGAAGAAGAAGCCCAAGAACCACGUGCUUUUUAGCAAAUUUCUCAAAUUGGGAGAUGUCGAAGUCGUGCCUGGAGCCGCCCACAUGAAUUUGGAUUUUAAUUUGCCAGAGGAUAUCAUGCCGAGCUCAUUCCAGUCCGACCAUGUCAUAUGCUUUUGGGAAGUCAGUCUUACGUUCCAGAUUGCGAACAAACCACUAGUGGUCUUGUCGCAGACGCGGUUUGAGAAGUCUACUGUUUAUAUCCAUAUGAAUGAGGGCAAAACCUCCACGCGGAAAUCGUUUGAUAUCCUUGGCAGAAGCAAACUGCAAGUAGAAGUGUCCACCGAAAACUCAAUAAGCGCUGCGGACAAGCCUGUAUCGAUGGUGUUAUCGGCCACGUCAGAUUACAGAAGUCUGUUUAUAGAAAAAGUCAAGGUCUUUUAUAGACAAAGUGUUGUGCUGACCGACAAGCGAGGCGCUGAAAUGGUAUCGUAUAAAACUAACCUAGAGUCAGUUACACUGAGCAAAGACAGUACUAGUUUUGAAUACGGCGAAGCAUUGAAGGAAUCGCCGUCAACUGGGAGCCUGGUAUCAAAUGACUCAGCGGAUAGUAGACCAGGUACUCCUGUCUCACCUGAAAGUUUACCCAGAACCCCGGAGUCGAAGAAAGAAGAGAAACCGGUAACUAUGUUGGAGAAGGGGGAGAAAACAGAAAAGACUGGGACUAAGCAUCGAGCUUCUCUGUUUCCAACUGUAUUAAAGCAUCACCGACGGUCUACUAGCAAAUCGGGCAGUGAGACUAGCAUCAAAUUGUCGCCCGAGGACUUAUACGCGUCAGAAAGUGGGGUCAAUCGACGGGUUUCUCCGUCUCUGGCUCGUAAAGAGUCAUCGGACAUCGUUUUGAGAAAAGCGUUCAAGAAGGUACAGAUUUUGCCCACAACAGAUUCGAUACGUAAAGCCUGCCACCAAAGUCUUCAUAUUGAUACGGGAAAACGCGGUGACAGUGGAGAGUUCUUAGCGCCUUCCGUCAUUUACACUGCCAAUCAUAACGGCGUGACACUUCAGGUCACAUAUGAACUGGUUGCUAAGGUAACUGCCGUCGGAGAACUCGUUCAGAAAUUACGCCUACCAAUAACUGUUUCUGUAGCUGAGGAGGUCUCAAAGAUGGUUUUCGGCGAUAAUAUGAAUCGGAUGCUUGAUCAUGUUCAAUUUCAUGAGAACGAGGAACCACCAAUAUUCGAAGAGGUGGAAAAAGUGUCUGAUAUUGUUGGUAUCAGCGAGCAAGAAGCUGAAGAAAGUGUCUUCGUGGAUGGUGAACGGACGACCAUAAAACCAGGCAGACUGCAGCGAUAUUUCAUAAAACCAACAAACGAUAGGAACUGGGCUUAUGCCGGCCACAUCGACCAACUCAGAGCACGUGCUUAUACACUACCGCAGAGGAUACAAAUGAGACACGGCAGAGCUAAGAAGAAGUCCGCGCUAUUCUGGAAUAACAUAAAGUCAAGUGGGAAGGAAGCCGCCGUAGAGGAGAGCCUUGUACAGGGCACGGAGAGUUCCACAUCAGGCGAAGAUCUUGAUCAACACGAAGCUCGGUGGCAAGAGGCCACUGGGGGACCAACUGAGAAAACAUUCGAAUACUCCGCAAACCAGAUCUAUAACAACCGUGGUUCGGCGCCUAAUCUGAAUAUACAUCCACCAGAGACGGGGCCUUCUGACUCCAACCCGUGGACAAUACCUGAUAAUACGGCGAGGCGGACCGUUUUCGAACAGAGGUAUCAACCGGAUGUCGAAUCAAUAGGCAGAGCUCCCUCUAUCUCAACUUCAUCAAGUAUGGCAAAAUUGAGCCUACAAUCACCUGAGAAUCCAACGGAGUCUGAGAUGUACGAAGAAGACAAUACAGCGGAACGUCUGGGGUCGCUGCCUUUUGCACUGUAUAGCCAUAAUGGCGAGUCUCGCCCGCACAAUAAUCUCGAUGAGAUACUACCUAACUAUGACGAUCUUGAGAAUCAGUAGGCAGCUGAGCUUAGACAUACAUCCGGUGGUAGUUGCCACUCGCUAUCCAGCUAUUUAAUUAUCACUGUGAACUUAACCUGAAACUCUACUGGAUUACUACGAUUGCAACGACGCUAUCGGCAGCGUUACAGAUUUGGUAUCGGCAGGUAUAAAUAGAAUUCUAGAUAAAUAUAAAAUAUAAAUCCAUUAAUAAACGCCCUGGAUCAAUACUUAAAAACAUUAGCCGGGGG